Messenger RNA from Caenorhabditis bovis, 423 nucleotides. NCBI's taxonomy places the organism in Eukaryota, Metazoa, Nematoda, Chromadorea, Rhabditida, Rhabditidae. The record is from the annotation of a GenBank genome assembly.
AUGUCUCACGAAGACAGUGUCACAACUUCGCAAUUUUUCUCUGGUGCAACUCCUGCUGAAAUUCAUUUAGAAGAAUCGUCAAGUGUUCUUCCCACAAUACUUACAAGUCUUGACGAAAAGAAAUUCGGCGAUUUUUUUGAAAUCAGCGAAACAAUUGAAUGGAUCAGAAAAAAUGACUACAAAAGGAUAGCGCUACAGUUUCCCGACGAGUUUUUGCAGUGUUCUCGAAGAGUAAGCGUUUUAAUAGAGGAUAAAACCGGCGCAAAAACGUAUAUUCUUGCUGAUACGUCAUAUCGGAGUUGUUGCAUUGACGAAGUUGCCGCAGCUCACGCUAUAUGCGAUGCUCUUAUUCAUUAUGGAGAAGCUUGCCUCAGUAUUCCAACCCUCAAUAUUCCUGUGAAGUACGAUUUUUCCGAAAUAUAA